AUGUGUGACAUAACUGCAGCUGGCUAAGGGCUGCUCUUUCAUAUAAGGGCCUUAAACCUGCAAAUCUUCAGUACUUCUGUGCAGACCAGACUGAGUGAGUAAAGAGCUUCUGUUGUAUAUUUUAGAUUGAUCUCAAUAUCCUGUUGUGAGUAUGAAGUUGCUUAUCUGUGUCUCCUUGGUAAUGUCCUCCAUAGGACUGCUUGUGGAGGGUUUGUCUACUGGUGCACCUGCUGCUGCCUGUGAUAGCCUCUCCCCCGACCCAACUGCACAUCUAGCCCAGCCACAGACCACCAGUGAUGUCCCCUACACCAUUAGUCUCAUGCCCUUCUAUAAUGCUAGUGACAACACUUUUACGUUCUACCCUGGAAUGACCUACACCUUGGGGAUCACUAAUGCUACUAGUGGAGCAGCCGCUUUCAGAGGAUUUUUUGUGCAAGCAAGGCUGAUGAGCGAUGAUACUACUCGUGUUGGAAUCUUCGGUCCAACAGGGCCAGUGGCAAACCUAAGCAGACUCAGCAGCUGUCCUAUUAUGACAGAUGGAAUCACCCACAACUCACGUGUUGAUAAAGACGCCAUGUAUUUCACUUGGACAGCUCCUAUGGGUUACACUGGAAGUAUCAGAUUUGGGUUUGCUAUAGUUCAAACACGGAAUACUUACUGGGCCAAUCAGCGAACGGGAGUGGUUCAGCAGGCUCCAGGAAGUAGUGCAACUGGCCUCACUGCUUCAGUGACCAUCUGGGCCAUUGGAAUCGCACUCAUUGCUGCACUCAAGCCGUUCUGAACUGGAGUAGUACGUAUACUGCAACUGAGUAGUUGAAUAUUCAAAUUAGUUGUGAUCAUUAUUACGAUACUGAAGCUGAACAUUCAAAUUAGUUGAUCAUUACCGCAUUGUCUGUGUAUACAUGCAUGCAAUCAUGUAAUGUACGCCAUGCUGUGAUAAUGCAAAAUUUUCCCAACAAAUUUAUUAUGAUUAUGCAAAA
Messenger RNA from Halichondria panicea, 980 nucleotides. RefSeq names its product defense protein l(2)34Fc-like. The record is from RefSeq and is a predicted model, not a curated record. NCBI's taxonomy places the organism in Eukaryota, Metazoa, Porifera, Demospongiae, Suberitida, Halichondriidae. The coding region runs from base 152 to 781 and encodes 209 amino acids. The transcript is spliced from 6 exons. Gene Ontology annotation, cellular component: membrane.